Physcomitrium patens is the source of this 2290-nucleotide messenger RNA. RefSeq lists its product as uncharacterized. Gene Ontology annotation, molecular function: cysteine-type deubiquitinase activity; protein binding; metallopeptidase activity. Gene Ontology annotation, biological process: protein K63-linked deubiquitination; DNA repair. The record is from RefSeq and is a predicted model, not a curated record. Gene Ontology annotation, cellular component: BRISC complex; BRCA1-A complex. Lineage: Eukaryota; Viridiplantae; Streptophyta; Bryopsida; Funariales; Funariaceae.
CACUGCUUUCUAUAGUGACCUGGCGAUGGUCGGCGUUUACGGUCUCUGAAUGUUCUUCGACGCUGCCCAUUUGUGGUGCAACUCCAAUACACGAUUUGUUCCUAUUGAUCACUCCACCGCUGUUGCUAGACGAAGCGUUUCGGAUGUUUUCGUAGGGACCCAUCUGCUCGUUAUCAAUCUUUGAUCGUAUGUCUUGAAUGUUGCGGGGUGGAGCUCACGGGGAGCGAGUGGAGUUUGUCUCGUUUUCGGCAAUGUUCGCAAGCUUUGAUGGGCGGGGAUUAGGUGUUGGAGCGCUUUGUGAGAAGAUCUUUGUGGCGCCAAUCAUCACCUUGCUGUGGCCGAACUCCUGAGUGACGAAAGUUGUGGAAAUUCUGAAGUGUUGUGCUAGUUGCGCUGCUCACGAGUUGUGUUUGUAGGGUAAUGUAAUUUGUCUAAAAACCAGCGCUUCGGAUGUGCUCCAGAAAUUUUCAUCAAGGAAUCUGCAUUGGUUGUACUAAGCUGUAGUGGAAUGACCGUUUGUAUCACUUGUAAGGAAGGCUUGGUAUAAGAUAGUGAUUUCUUCUAUGCGGCAAUUAAUCUGUAGAGGUUAUAAGCGAGGAGCAUUGUGUGUGGACACGAGAGAUGGCAUUGGAGGGGGUAAAGGUGACUCAGGAGGUUUGGCUCACAUGCGUCACUCACGCUCUUUCAACCGAAACAGAAGAGAUUAUGGGGCUUCUUCUUGGCGACAUUCAGUACACUUCUAAGGGUGGCGCAGUCGCAUUUGUUUGGGCAGCGGCACCUCAAACUCGCCUAGACCGGCGAAAAGACAGAGUUGAGACGAACCCUGAGCAAUUAGCUGCGGCGACCGCACAGGCGGACAGAAUGACAGCAGCAACUGGGAAAACCACGAGAGUGAUCGGUUGGUACCACUCGCAUCCCCACAUCACUGUUAUGCCGUCUCAUGUGGAUGUGCGGACACAAGGCAUGUACCAAAUGCUUGAUCCAGGUUUUGUGGGUCUUAUCUUUUCCUGUUUCAGUGAGGACUCUAGUAAGGUUGGGAGAAUCCAAGCAAUUGCCUUCCAAUCCCGAGAUGGGCGCAGCUCCAGACCUGUUCCAGUGUGGGGUACUUCCUCUAACGCUAACCCCCCAGCCGCCACUGUUCCUGAUUUUGGUGGUGUCCUAGAAGGCGCGGAUCCUGAAAUGGACCUAGACAUGCAGCUUGCUACAAAGAUGAAUAUGGAACAGCAUGGCUCCAGUGCACCACUUGAAAAUCUAUUUGCAAUAUCUGAUAAUAAGCCUUCCGUUUCUGGAGCUUCAUCCGAUUAUGUAAGAGAGGACGAUGCUUUCACUAUGCAAGAAGCUUUGCACUUGUCAACUUUGGAUAUUAGUGACGCUCAGUAUAUUCGAAAGGAAGUUCCUUUGGAAAUACUGCCUGGCCAUAGCCGCAUGGAAGCUGAGCAUCCUUUGAGCUCCUUAGUGGCUCUUCAGGAAAUACUCUAUGCAGAAGAACAUGCUGCAUAUAAUCAAGCUAUGAAACAGUCUACAAAUGACAGAGGACAAUUACACCCCCUUGCUGCCAUUCACCAUUCUUCAACUUACCAGGCUUCACUCACAAAGCUGUUGGAAUACUGCUUGUGUCCUGUUUCGAUGUCACUCUGGGAUCGGUUGCAGCAAAACAAGCUAAAAUUGAAGUUGCUGAAAGAGGAGGCUGCAGCACUUCAAGCGCUCUAUGCAUCUAGAAGUCCUUCUCAGAGCUCCAAUUCUGCAAAAAAUCCUGUGAGAACUGUGUUGCCAAGUGUCCCGGCUGUAAGUACAGACAGUAGAGCCAUUGUUAGGGGAACCGGAAGAGAGAGAUCUUCAGAGCGGGAGCAUGCUAAAGACUUGAUCACGUUUUGAGAACUGCCAGACUUCCUGAUAAUCUAGCGAAGAUUGUGGGCUUGCUGCGACCAAAUAGUACCAAGGAUUUUAAUUAAAACCCACCAAGUCGGUCUAGUAUAUAAUGUUCAGAUUGGAUAGAAAUUUUCCAUGUGUUUUUUUUUCAAUGUCUGUCAGGUGAUUUGGUAAUCGAGAACCUUUCUUUCUGGCCGCUGCAUCCUAGUAGUGGAAGUGUUACGUGAGAUCUUACGGAUUGUAACUAGUUCCUCUGGUAUUUCUCGAAUCAUAGAGGGAUCUCUGCGAAGGCCAGCGGUAUUAUGACGUUGAGCUUACACAUACGGCAUGUUUGACGGCUGAAAUGCAACGUCUGUUUGUACUUUCUCUUUUAGGAGUUGCCAAAUGACCCAAGUGGAUUCCGCGAAGCAUUGUUACCGUU